AUGCUGACCAUGGCCGCUGUAACGGAUGCCUGUGACAUCUUCAAGCUGAUCAAUGAUGGCUAUGUGGUGGAUGUGCUGCCAUGCAAAGGCAGCGGGGAACAGAACCAAGAGGGCCAGGCUUGCGCCUUGCAGCUGGCGUGGAGAAGGCACAUGGGUGCCGCCAUCGCUUUGCCUGCACUUCUUGGGAUGGGUGCGCAGGUGGCUGUUGCGUGGGCUUCUGAAGAUUGGUGGGCUGAGAUUCUGUUGGGAUAUGCCUGUUUGACAUCUCUGUGGUUCAGUAUUGCACUGGCAGCUUGGAAGCUUUGCCGCAAGCGGUUGCUGCUGUCUCGUGGAGAUGUGCCAGGCUCCGAUGGAAGCUUCGAUAUUUGCUGUGGCAGCGGAUUUAUCAGGCCCGCUGAGUCAGUCAGCAGACCCUUUGGCAGCACAAGGCGGCAGUUUUUUGGUAGCCUGAAGCGGUCGCUCAUCACAAGCAACAUCGAGGAACAGGCGAAUCCGAUCUUCAGCUGCUUGAGGCAUGGACUCAUCAAGCUGAUUUGCGUAACACUAGCCCUCGCUUCAAUGGUUCUAGCUGCUUGCACAUGCGAUUUGCUCCCGAUCAACGACGAAAAUUUCAACAUACCCCAAAUCCAGUACAAUGUCUCGCAGCAUGUUGUGGCGCUCAUUGUGGUGCUGGAGAUUUGGCUCUUCAAUCGUGUUUUCAGGGUGCUCUCCUUGACAAUGACGAGAUGGGAAAACCACAAGUUGAGAUCCGAUUUCGUGCACGCUUAUCACUUGAAGGCUGUGAGCCUUCAAUUAAUUAAUUCGUAUGCAUCUCUCUUCUACAUCGCCUUUUAUCCAGACUCAUUGAAGAUGUUUGAAGUCUCGUACACCUGCUCCUAUGCCAAUGGCUGGUGGAACCAUUGGGGCAACGCGUGCCGGAUGGCGCGACUCAACAAGCAGCUGACGACCAUCCUUGCAGCCUUUUGUUUGAAGGUGGCGUUCCGUUGCGUGGCUCUCCUGUUGUUCUCACCGACGAAGAAAGCCAGUCAGUCGCUGCCCGAAAGGAGCUCUGAUAUUUUGGACCUGGACCACGUCAUGUCGGCGCCAAGGUUUGGAGAUCCAGAAACUGAUUUGAACGUGGUGCCUUCUUGCUGCUUUAGUGCAGCAUCUGAGGUGAUCAUCGUUCUUGGCAUGUUCUUGCUCUUCUUACCAGCGUCUCCAUGGACCGGGCUUUUGACCUUCAUCUUUCUGCAGCUUUCAAACCUGGCCUUGGCUCGAAGCCGCCGUGGGAUCCCAUGGCGUGCAGGGCAUCCUUUUUGUCACAGCGCAGAUUUGCUCGAAGCCAGUGACCGUCUCGCGGGGACAGCAAUCCAAGCAAUCUCUUGGCUCGCCAUGCUCAGCAUGGCAGCUCUUUUGGUUUGGCCAGCCCAACUUGGCUGGGGCCGACUGAAUGCUGUCCUCCUCAUCAAUGAGGGCUCCGACUUGGCGCCUUGGGGCGUGUCUUGCGCCUUGCUGCUGGUUUGUCGCUUUUUGCCUGGACGAUUUGUUCAAUGCACUCCUACUGCAGCCAGGCUGCGCACCGCUGAAACACGGCUGUGUCGGGCAAUGCAAAAAGCAAGGCAGGAUGGUACUGCAGCUCCUUCAAUUAGAAGUGUUCGCGGGAGGCCGCAACUGGGCACAGACUUUCGAGUGAGGACGCCCCAGCAAUGGGAAGAGCUGAGUGCAAAGUUCACUUAG
Molecule: messenger RNA, 1716 nt
Organism: Durusdinium trenchii
Lineage: Eukaryota; Dinophyceae; Suessiales; Symbiodiniaceae
Source: the annotation of a GenBank genome assembly